AUGCCCCUGCAGCAGCAGCAGCAGCAGCAGCAGCAGCAGCAGCAGCAGCAGAAGCAGCAGCAGCAGAAGCAGCAGCAGCAGAAGCAGCAGCAGCAGAAGCAGCAGCAGCAGAAGCAGCAGGAGCAGCGACAGGAGCGGCAGCAGCAAAAGCAGCAGCAGGCGAAGCAGCAGCAGAAAGAGCAGCAGCAGCAGCAGGGACAGCAGCAGCAGGAAGAACAGCAGGGUUUGCGCUAA
Molecule: messenger RNA, 234 nt
Organism: Eimeria necatrix
Lineage: Eukaryota; Apicomplexa; Conoidasida; Eucoccidiorida; Eimeriidae
Exons: 2
Coding region: 1-234 (77 amino acids)
Source: RefSeq, a predicted model, not a curated record